AUGCCUUCCAGUCUCCCUCGACCGCCGUAUGACCCCGAACUGGAGCCAAUCUUAAGGAGAUUCAAAUUCACGCCUACAGUCACAACAGCACAUAUCGAAGGAGUGCGGAAAAAAUCAAGCCCUACUGUUAAUGACGCCCUCGCGGGCCGAGAAAUUUCGCAUGAAGAGCGCACCAUACUCGGUUCUGGCGGCAGUUCGGAUUUAAAAGUGUCAAUAUUCCGACAGGCAUCAAUGACAAUUCGGCCGGCUUCCUCAGCAAGAUUUGAAAAUCGUCCAGGGAUUCUCUACACCCACGGUGGCGGAAUGAUCGCGGGUAAUCGAUUUCUCGGGAUUGGGGUGAUUCUCGACUGGGUGGAAGAAUUUGAUAUGGUCUGCGUGUCAAUUGAGUAUCGAAUUCCUCCCGAGCAUCCGGACCCGACACCAAUUGAAGACUGCUAUGCGGGACUUAAGUGGACCAGCAUGAACGCUAAGAGCCUUGGGAUCAAUCCAGAUUGUCUGAUGAUUGCGGGAUCAUCCGCUGGAGGAGGACUGGCAGCAGGGACAGCGCUGCUGGCUAGAGAUCGCGGUGGACCGCUGCUAUGUGCCCAGGUGCUCAUUUGUCCCAUGCUAGACGAUCGCAACGUUACAGUUUCGAGCCAGCAGAAAAUGUCAGCAUAUACGCUGCCCCUUCGCGAGCCACUGACCUCUCCAAACUCCCCCCCAGCCUUCAUCGAUGUUGGCACAGCCGAAGUUUUCCGAGACGAAGCCGUUGCAUACGCGACCCUUCUCUGGAAAAGCGGAGUCCAGGCCGAAUUGCAUGUCUGGUCUGGCGGGUUCCAUGGGUUUGACCUUCUAGCGCCGAAUGCAACUCUGUCAAUCAAUGCACGUGAAGCAAGAUCGGCUUGGCAACCAACCAUGCUAAUCACCUCUUGGCUCUCCGGAGCAGAACAGCUUUACCCGAUAGGACUACUGAUUGAAAGAGGCUAA
Penicillium malachiteum is the source of this 966-nucleotide messenger RNA. RefSeq names its product alpha/beta hydrolase. Lineage: Eukaryota; Fungi; Ascomycota; Eurotiomycetes; Eurotiales; Aspergillaceae. Bases 1 to 966 code for a protein of 321 amino acids. The record is from RefSeq and is a predicted model, not a curated record. Gene Ontology annotation, molecular function: hydrolase activity. The transcript is spliced from 3 exons.